Molecule: messenger RNA, 2197 nt
Organism: Nicotiana tabacum (common tobacco)
Lineage: Eukaryota; Viridiplantae; Streptophyta; Magnoliopsida; Solanales; Solanaceae
Source: RefSeq, a predicted model, not a curated record
AGACAAUUCAUGUGAAAUUUCCAGGGUGUUGAAUUCUUUAGUAUAGUUAGUUUUGACAUAAAGGGGGGAAUCCAAUGAUUCAUUUUUAAAGGUAAAAGAGAGAAAACAACAGAUUUUCAAGCAUCAGGUUCUAAAAUGGAACAAAAGACCUUUGAAAUAGGCAGCCAUGAAACUGAUGGUGACAUUCAGCUAAAGAAAAAGAUAGCCAAGAAAUGGUGUGUUGAAGCAAAGAAGGUGUGGCAAAUAGCAGGACCAGCUAUUUUAAAUGCAGUCUCUUUGUUCUCCCUUGAGUUUGUCACAGCUGCCUUUGCUGGAAGAUUGGGAGAUUUAGAGCUUGCUGCAGUCUCAGAAGUUCAUAAUGUUAUAGCAGGCUUUGUCUAUGGUGUCAUGUUAGGGAUGGCAAGUGCUCUGGCAACACUUUGUGGUCAAGCAGUCGGAGCAGGACAGUUCAACAUGCUUGGAGUUUACUUGCAGAGGUCAUGGAUCAUUACUGGAUUUACGUCUUUGUUGCUCACGCCAAUGUUCGUCUUCACCUCGCCAAUACUAAAGCUCCUACAUCAAGAUAAAGACAUAUCUCAUCUUGCAGGAAAAUAUGCAAUUUGGAUCAUUCCUCAAAUGUUUGCAUAUGCACUCAACUUUCCUAUGCAAAAGUUUCUGCAAUCUCAGAGUAAAGUUUGGUUCAUGGCCAUCACUUCAAUGGGAGGUUUGGCAGUACAUGUAUUGCUAAAUUGGAUUCUUGUAGUAAAGGCAGGGUGGGGCCUUUUUGGUGCUGCAAUUGCUGGAAAUGUUUCUUGGUGGCUUUUGGACAUUGCUCAGUUUAUUUACAUAAUCUCGGGCUAUUUUCCCGAGGCAUGGACUGGUUUUUCGUGUCUCGCUUUCAAGUCAUUGACUAACUUCUUGAAGCUAUCACUUGCCUCUGCAAUAAUGGUGUGUUUAGAGUUUUGGUACUUCACAGCAGUGAUUCUGAUGGUAGGAGGCUUUAAAAAUGCUACAACUUCUGUUGACGCCAUAUCGAUCUGCAUCGGCUUGCAACUAUGGACACUGACUGUCGCCUAUGGUUUCACAUCUUCAACCAGUGUGAGAGUUUCUAAUGAAUUAGGAGCUGGAAAUCCAAAAGCUGCAAAAUUCUCAAUUUCAGUCAAUGUUUUGAUAUCAGCAGUAAUUGGCCUUGUAUUCUCAGCUACAAUAUUAGCUACCAAAAAAGAGUUUCCAAGAUUAUUCACAAAUGAGCAGCAUGUGAUAAGGGAGACAUCAAAACUAGGCUACAUUUCUUGCAGCUAUCAUGUUUCUUAAUGGCAUCCAACCUGUUCUACUCGGAGUGGCAGUUGGUGCAGGAUGGCAGCUUCAAGUAGCCUUAAUUAGCAUUGGAUGUUAUUAUGGUUUUGGAUUACCAAUGGGUGCAUUGCUUGGUUACAAGUUCAAAUUUGGAGUUGAAGGCAUACUUUCAGCUAUGCUUGCUGGAAGCUUGCUUCAGACCCUCUCCCAGUUUGUUAUCAUUGCUCGAACUAGUUGGCACAAACAGGUAAUUAUGACUUCCUUUUUCAUAACGGUGGUAUCUGAAUCAAAAUUUGUGUGCACUUCGACUAUUCCACCAGAUAACUCCAUCAGUUAUGAUAUUAAUGUAUCAGUAAGAGGAGCCUUGGAGCAACGGUAAAGUUGUCCGUGUGUGACCUAUAGGUCACAUGUUCGAGCCGUGGAAUCAGCUAAUGAUGCUUGCAUCAGGAUAGGUUGCCUACGUCAUACCCCUUGGUGUGCGGCCCUUCCCGCACCUUGCGUGAACAUAGAAUGCUUCGUACAUCGGGCUCCCUUUUAAUGCGGUAGAUACGGGCACACUAACUAAGAAAUGAAAUUAUAUAUUGCAGGCUCUUCAAGCAGAGGAGAGAGUGAGAACAUGGGGUGGUGAAGUGGAGAAUCAAUCAAGUCCUAAUAUAGGCAAGUCCCUUUCAAUCGAUUCCUAAUUCAAUUCAAUAAAGGAAACAAACAAGCGAAACUCGAUCCUAUUUUAACACAAGGGUCAGUGUACAUUAUUGAAGGUGGCAUCUCUGGGCAAGCUCACUCCAAUUGUUGCCUUCUUCUCCUAUUAUAAAUCUUUCUACAUUGUAAUUUAUAUACAUAUUGAUCAGUCUGUUUAUGGACUUUUGAGAGGUUAAUAUAAGGAAGGGAAUCAGCUGAAGUUUGAUUCUGCAUGUUUGCUUCU